UUUGACUUUAAACAGAAUAAAUAUAAUUAAUGUAUACAUAUUUCCAAAUAUGCACAAUUAGUACAUUGUUUUUUAGAAAGUACUCAAUGCAGACAUUAACUUUACAUCACAAAUAUUUAAUAAUAAUAAAGUAGUAAAAUUAUUAGUCUCUUAUUUUCAUCCCUACGGUUCUGCAUAUCAAUUAUAUUGUAUAUCUAUCAACACAAUUCAAUCUCUCUUCCUUUGAGCCAUUAAAAAAAAAAAUCUCUCUUCUUCCUUACUUCUUCAUUACAACUUACAAGCCUUACUGGUUUUCUCUAGCAAUCAAACAUGACGAAAACAAUUAAGUGGGGAAAUCGCCCCUUCCUCUUCUCUCUUCUCUUCAUAUUUUUUUCCUUCUCAAAUGUCAACUUGUUUUUAUCUUUUUUGUAGUUUCUGUUUGAAGUUUUCAUUUUUUCUUUUUAGAUGGUUGAUGUCUUGACAUUUGAUGACACAGAUCUGAAGUUUUUUUUUUUUUAAUUUAGUUCAUGUUUUUGUUUCUAGUUUCUUUUUUGUUUGUGUUGUCUACAGAUCUGAGUUAGUUUAUAUUAAUUUUUUCAGUUUUUGUACUUUGAUUUUAAGUUUUUCUUUUCCACGAAUUCUGUAACCCGUACAAAUCCAUCCGGGAACCCGCAAAACCGAUCGACCCGAACCCGUAUAAUCCGUAGGCAAAUUUUGGGUCGACAUGGACUAUAAAGUUUCACCCGUGGAUUGGGUCGGUUGUAUGUUUUGGGCCUGAACCGACCCAAACCGACCCAUUGUCCACCUCUAGUGUCGUGUGCGUGUGCUCCCCGUAGAGUUGAAUUGAAAAUGAAAGGUGCCAGGUGGGUUAGAAUCUUGUGAAUCAGAGCCUAUUUUAUUUUAUUUGCACUCUUUUCUCCACGUUCCUUCUCAACUACGAAAAAGCUACAGUUUCUUUCUUCUUUUUCUUCUUCUAUCUAGGUCUUCAUUUCUCCGAUUCCGAUUCCGAUUCGGAACCUUCCAAUGCUUGUUUGAACUAAUCACAAUUCAUUCGCAUUGCAUUCUUUUCAAUGGAAGAUUCUUCUUUCACUGGUUUACCUACUAGCCACUUGCUCGGUUCAGUUCCUGCUGUCAUAGUUGAAGAAGAUAAAACUACGAAACAUGUGGUCCCUGAUUCAAAAAUACAAAUAUUCCCUCCAGCCGCCAAUGGAGGAGACAGAAGACCCGGAGGAUAUCAAACAAUCGGCACUCCUACAGAAACCUUUGAACAACAACCAACAAACAACUGGAGAGGAUUUUUUAGUGUCUCAUCUUACUCACAGUAUUUUGAUGUAGAUACAGAUGCGGUUAUGACCAGAUUGAUAAGUUCCUUAAAUCCAGUUGGUGGUGAUUUCUUCAGCAAGAUAGAUGCCAACCCUGAUUUAUAUGGGCUUAUAUGGAUCUCAACAACAUUGGUUUUUGUACUUGCCUCGGUUGGAAAUCUUGCCACAUUCCUCAUGCAAAAACAUGGAGAGAGCAGUACCUCAUGGAGCUUUGAUGUUAGCUAUAUGAAUACAGCUGCAUGGUCUAUCUAUGGUUAUGCAAUAGUGGUCCCAGUGGCAUACUACUUCUUCCUUCAGUACAUGGGUUCAAAGGCUAGCCUUAUAAGGUUUUGGUGCAUGUGGGGAUAUUCCCUCUCCAUUUUCAUCUUCUCUUCAUUUUUGUUGUUAAUUCCAGUUGAGUUUCUACGGUGGAUCAUAACACUCCUUACUGGUGUUGCGUCAGCUAGCUUUGUUGCCUUAAACCUCAGGUCUUACAUAGAAGGCAAUGAUCUUUCAGCGACAAUUAUUGCCGCAUUUGUCUUGCAAAUAGGUUUGGCAGUCUUCAUCAAGGCUUGGUUCUUUGCAUAGGAAAAUGCACAGGAACAGUGAAGAAUAAGUUUCCAACGAUACCAUUGUUAGCUCGCUCCAUCGGCUACCUUUGUUCAAGAUGAGUGUGGAAUCUCUGCAUCAAAUUUGGCUUGUUUGUGUGGAUUUAUUAGAAUGGAAUUGGGAUGAAUUGCAGAGUAAUGUGAUUUCUGUAUCAGCUUGGUCUGUGUCCGUAAUAUUUUGGCCUAAUGCUUUGAGAAUGGAAUUGAAGUUUAAAUGUUUGAGCUUCUUGCAUAUCUGUGUAAAUAUACCACGUAAAUCUCUUUUUCUAAUAAUCCAUGUAACGGUCUUGUAAUGUCCCAAUAUUUACAAUGAUAUACUAUUUAUUACGAAA
Molecule: messenger RNA, 2220 nt
Organism: Trifolium pratense (red clover)
Lineage: Eukaryota; Viridiplantae; Streptophyta; Magnoliopsida; Fabales; Fabaceae
Product: protein YIPF1 homolog
Exons: 6
Coding region: 1050-1868 (272 amino acids)
Biological process (GO): vesicle-mediated transport
Cellular component (GO): membrane; Golgi apparatus
Molecular function (GO): small GTPase binding
Source: RefSeq, a predicted model, not a curated record